Molecule: messenger RNA, 1669 nt
Organism: Salvelinus sp. IW2-2015
Lineage: Eukaryota; Metazoa; Chordata; Actinopteri; Salmoniformes; Salmonidae
Product: mitogen-activated protein kinase 12-like
Biological process (GO): protein phosphorylation; intracellular signal transduction
Cellular component (GO): nucleus; cytoplasm
Molecular function (GO): ATP binding; MAP kinase activity
Source: RefSeq, a predicted model, not a curated record
GGAAUGCCAUUUACAUCACGUGAGGUGGGGUGGGGURUCACAGUUGUAGGCUACCUUUGCUUACCUGUCAUAUCGAAACCUCAAGGCUAUGAAAAAUCACCAAUAGGUACCACACUGGUUUGAACUAGAUCGACAUAUUUUAUUGKCAAAAUGGAAUCGCCUGUGAAGACAGGUUUCCAUAGACUGGAGAUAAAGAAAACAACAUGGGAUGUUCCAGAGCAAUAUAUCGCGCUGAAAGCAGUUGGCUCGGGCGCUUACGGGACGGUAUGUUCUGCUAUUGACCAGCAGACUAAGGAGAAGGUGGCCAUAAAGAAGCUCUAUCGUCCCUUUCAGUCCCUAAUCCACGCUCAACGGGCCUACCGUGAACUAAGACAGUUACGCCAUAUCCAGCAUGACAAUGUGAUCAGCCUCCUCAAUGUCUUCACACCUGAUUUCUCCCUGGAGAAAUUCCAGACGUUUUACAUGGUAAUGCCCUUUGUGGCUCAGGACCUCGGUCGCAUCAUGAAGAGCAGGAGACUGAAUGAUCGCAUCAUCGUUUACCUCUUCUACCAGCUGCUACGUGGCCUGAAGUAUAUCCAUUCUGCAGGGAUCAUCCAUCGGGACCUAAAACCUGGCAACCUUGCUGUGAAUGAGAACUGUGAAUUAAAGAUCCUGGACUUUGGUCUAGCAAGACAUGCAGAGAGUGAGAUGACAGGCUAUGUGGUGACACGCUGGUACAGGUCACCAGAGGUCAUCUUCAACUGGAUGCACUAUAGCCAAUCAGUGGACUUGUGGUCUGCAGGCUGCAUCCUGGCUGAGAUGAUCACAGGCCAGGUUCUUUUCCCAGGCAAUGACAGCAUUGACCAGCUGAAGAAGAUCCUCAACGUUACAGGAACACCACCAUCCUCCCUGGUGCAGAAGAUGCAGAGCAAAGAUGCUCGCUCAUAUGUACAGAGUCUCCCUAUCCAAAAGAAGAAAAACUUCAAGGAGGUCUUUCCCUCCUUGCAUGUAAACGCGGUGAAUCUGCUGGAGAACAUGUUGCUGCUGGACCCAGAGACCAGGAUGACGGCUAAAGAGGGCCUCUCACACCCCUACCUCGCUGAGUUCCAUGACCCAGAAUCUGAACCCGACUCCCCGACGUACGACGACUCCUUUGAAAGCCUGGAGCUUGACGUGGGAGAGUGGAGUAGUCUGAUCCACAUGGAGAUUAUGGCUUUCGACCCCAGUAACCCCAGUGCAACUGCAUUGUAGUGGACAGACGCCACAGAGCACUGGCUCCCCCCAGUUUUUGAACCAUGGAGUUUAGCAUAUGAACUGCAUGACAAACUAGAAUAACAUGUUAUUUCAUGUUAUAAAAAGUUUGCGUAUCACUUUUCACAACAUGGUAUAUGACUUUAUGAAACGUCAUACUGUAUGUCAGAGUUUUUAUGGAUCCCACAUACUUAAAGGGAAAGUCAUACACUCUUUAAAAAAUGUGCUAUCUAGAAGCUAAAAGGGUUCUUCGGCUGUCCCCAUAGGAGAACCCUUUGAAGAAACCUUUUUGGUAUAACCCUUUUGAUAGAGGCCUCUAGUGGUUAAAAGGCUGUAUUCGCAUGGUCAGCGCCAUUGAGUGCCUCCACCAUUUUAAUGUAGUCAACUGGGUGGGACUUUCAACAUCAUUGGCUGAUCCCUCUUGUUGACCCUGUUGGAG